CUUGCGUUGACUUUGAUAACAAGCAAAAGUGAAACUACACGCUCGGAUAUCACUCGCUUCUUCUGAUGUUGCAUCGCCGGGGGUUCAACCGCACUGUUUUACCAGCGAAAAAAACAAAACAGCAACACGGUUAUGGGUUCUGAAUCCCAGAAGAACAGUCGAGGUAAAAGGAAAGCGAUGUCAGACCCUGCUGGCCCGGGCACUGUGAGAGCUAUGCUUCCCUGUUGUGGGAGGAUCGACAACGCGAGCGAUCUGAAACACAGGGUGCAGGAGCAACUGGACACGGGCUCCUGUGCCUUUGCCUGCCCUCACUGUGCCUCCCAGUGGCUGUGGCCGGAAGUGCGCAAGCUGGCCCUGUUCAGCGAGGAGGAGAGGCUGCGGAGCGAGGACCGAAUCCUGGAGCUCAACAAGGGAGACACUGAGCACUACCAGAGAUGCCCAGGCUGUUCCCAGCUCUGCCAGCACCCCCCUGGCUCUCCCAGCGCUCGUGUGGCCUGUGGCCCCUGCUCUCUGCGGCUCCGCAGGCUGUUCUGUUUCUGCUGGGGGUGCCAGCGCGAGUGGGGGGAGGCGGGGGGCUCAGGGGGCUCCUCCUGCGCCCGGCCGGGGUGUGCGCUUCGCACCCAGCUCCUGUCCUGCCAGCUCAUAGACGCCCCACAGUCAGCGGUGCACGGUUGCCCCCUUUUUCGGGCCUGUCCCGACUGCCACACCCUCGUGUCCCACACGCUGCUAGGGUGUCCCAACGUGGAAUGUCCCAACGUGGAAUGCAGAGCGAGUUUUUGUUUUCGGUGCCUGGGACAAGAAGGGGAGCACGACUACCCAGAGUGCAUCAGGGUUGAGGAUGACGAUGGUGAAGAAUGCGAGGCUGGAGGCGACGAAGAAUGCGAGGAGGAUUAUGAUGAUGAUGAUGAUGAUGAUGAUGAUGAUUAUAGCGGGGAUAACUGCUUGAUAAAGGGCAGGCAGAGGCUGUUUGAAGAGGGGGAGGCGAGUUAGGGAUCCUACAAUGAAAGCACAGCACAGUGUAAUCAAGCACAGUGACAGCAUGGCAAAGCACAGAGAGGUGUGGUAAAGCAUAGGGAAGCAUUGUAAAGCACAGAGAGGUGUGGUAAAGCAUAGGGAAGCAUUGUAAAGCACAGAGAGGUCUGGUAAAGCAUAGGGAAGCAUUGUAAAGCACAGAGAGGUCUGGUAAAGCAUAGGGAAGCAUUGUAAAGCGCAGAGAGGUCUGGUAAAGCAUAGGGAAACAUUGUAAAGCACAGAGAGGUCUGGUAAAGCAUAGGGAAGCAUUGUAAAGCACAGAGAGGUCUGGUAAAGCAUAGGGAAGCAUUGUAAAGCACAGAGAGGUGUGGUAAAGCAUAGGGAAGCAUUGUAAAGCACAGAGAGGUCUGGUAAAGCAUAGGGAAGCAUUGUAAAGCACAGAGAGGUCUGGUAAAGCAUAGGGAAGCAUUGUAAAGCACAGAGAGGUGUGGUAAAGCAUAGGGAAGCAUUGUAAAGCACAGAGAGGUCUGGUAAAGCAUAGGGAAGCAUUGUAAAGCGCAGAGAGGUCUGGUAAAGCAUAGGGAAACAUUGUAAAGCACAGAGAGGUCUGGUAAAGCAUAGGGAAGCAUUGUAAAGCACAGAGAGGUCUGGUAAAGCAUAGGGAAGCAUUGUAAAGCACAGAGAGGUGUGGUAAAGCAUAGGGAAGCAUUGUAAAGCACAGAGAGGUCUGGUAAAGCAUAGGGAAGCAUUGUAAAGCACAGAGAGGUCUGGUAAAGCAUAGGGAAGCAUUGUAAAGCACAGAGAGGUGUGGUAAAGCAUAGGGAAGCAUUGUAAAGCACAGAGAGGUCUGGUAAAGCAUAGGGAAGCAUUGUAAAGCACAGAGAGGUGUGGUAAAGCAUAGGGAAGCAUUGUAAAGCACAGAGAGGUCUGGUAAAGCAUAGGGAAGCAUUGUAAAGCGCAGAGAGGUCUGGUAAAGCAUAGGGAAGCAUUGUAAAGCACAGAGAGGUGUGGUAAAGCAUAGGGAAGCAUUGUAAAGCACAGAGAGGUCUGGUAAAGCAUAGGGAAGCAUUGUAAAGCACAGAGAGGUCUGGUAAAGCAUAGGGAAGCAUUGUAAAGCACAGAGAGGUGUGGUCACAUCGGGGGUAAGUCUUGCUGAAUCACUGGGAUCCUUUAAGACCCGACUUGACAAAGUUUUGUGAUCCUCUUUGAAUAAUAAUAAUAAUAUAUUCACUGGAUAGAAACUGGAGUAUUGUUUAUCAUUUGUUAAUAAAAACAAAGUUUUUUUAUUAUUAUUAUUACUGUAUAUUUUCCACAUAUGAAUAAAAACAAGACAA
This is a messenger RNA of Acipenser ruthenus (sterlet), 2306 nucleotides long. RefSeq lists its product as uncharacterized. The record is from RefSeq and is a predicted model, not a curated record. NCBI's taxonomy places the organism in Eukaryota, Metazoa, Chordata, Actinopteri, Acipenseriformes, Acipenseridae. The transcript has 4 exons. Bases 133 to 990 code for a protein of 285 amino acids.